Molecule: messenger RNA, 3911 nt
Organism: Manacus vitellinus (golden-collared manakin)
Lineage: Eukaryota; Metazoa; Chordata; Aves; Passeriformes; Pipridae
Gene: NOTUM
Product: notum, palmitoleoyl-protein carboxylesterase
Exons: 9
Coding region: 53-1117 (354 amino acids)
Molecular function (GO): hydrolase activity
Source: RefSeq, a predicted model, not a curated record
AGGAGGGUGGUACUGCUUCAACAGGGAGAACUGCGACACCCGCUACGACACCAUGCGACGGCUGAUGAGCUCCCGGGAGUGGCCCGCGACCCGCGUGGGAACUGGGAUCCUCUCCUCGCAGCCAGAAGAAAAUCCCCACUGGUGGAAUGCAAACAUGGUAUUCAUCCCGUAUUGCUCAAGUGAUGUUUGGAGCGGUGCCUCUUCCAAGUCUGAGAAAAAUGAAUAUGCCUUCAUGGGAGCACUGAUCAUUCAGGAGGUUAUAAAGGAACUGGUGGGAAAAGGUCUGAGCACUGCAAAAGUGUUGCUGCUAGCGGGGAGCAGUGCUGGAGGGACAGGAGUGCUCCUGAACGUGGACCGAGUGGCAGAGCAGCUGGAGGAGAUGGGUUAUCAAGGGAUUCAGGUUCGAGGCUUGGCAGACUCUGGAUGGUUCCUGGAUAACAAACAGUAUCGCAGAACUGACUGUAUCGAUACCAUAACGUGUGCUCCAACAGAGGCCAUCAGAAGAGGAAUAAGAUACUGGAAUGGCAUUGUUCCUGAACGCUGUAAGCUGCAGUUUAAAGAGGGAGAGGAAUGGAAUUGCUUUUUUGGGUAUAAGAUUUACCCCACUCUUCGAUGUCCAGUCUUUGUUGUCCAGUGGCUCUUUGAUGAGGCCCAGCUUACUGUAGACAACGUACACCUCACUGGCCAGCCUGUUCAAGAAGGGCAGUGGCUCUACAUCCAGAAUCUGGGUAGAGAGCUGAGAAACACCUUGAAGGAUGUGACUGCAAGCUUUGCUCCUGCCUGCUUGUCCCACGAGAUCAUCACACGCAAUCACUGGACUGACAUCCAGGUGAAGGGGACGUCGUUACCCCGUGCCCUGCACUGCUGGGAUCGGAGCCUGCAUGAGAGCAACAAAAACGGGAAGGCCCCUCUGAAAGGCUGCCCAAUUCACCUGAUUGACAGCUGUCCAUGGCCUCACUGCAACCCCUCGUGCCCCACAAUCAGGGACCAGUUCACAGGGCAGGAGAUGAAUGUGAUCCAGUUCCUCAUGCAUAUGGGGUUUGAUGUUCAGAAGAUGGCACAGCAGCAGGGCCUGGAGCCCAGCAAACUCCUGGGGAUGCUCAGCAGUGAUAACUAGGGAGGGCUUGUCAGAGGGGCAGAGAUUAGAUCAGGAGGAGAGAGACUCUUGGCCCUUCUCCCACACUUUCUAAUCUUCUUCCUUGCGCUCCUGCAGGCAGAUGCACGCUCACAUCCAGGCACGCUCACACCUGUGCACACCCACGUGCUCCCACGCUCUUGCACACUUUAGGGUGUGUCAAGAACAAAACAAAACAAAAAAGCAAUUCCUUGCUUACGCUGUUUGGCUGGAACUCGUUCCCUCCAAACUCCAGCCAGUCACAUCCUCUUCCUGUGUUACACAAGGCAAUCGGAUACAGGGAGUAGCAAAGCCAUAAAUAGCAGCGAUGAGAACCUUUCCCAGAUCUGGGACGUCUUCCCUUGCCAUGAAUUUUACAUCAUAGACUUGAUACAAGUGGUGUAAAAAGCAAGCACUGGAUUUCUUCUGUCCAACUAGAAGUGAAGGAAUGAUUACAUGACUUCCUGGAGGUCAGCAUCUCAUGCUGAGUCACAGUGUACAGACCCAGGACACGUGCUAGGGAUGGACACUCUUGUACUCAAUUUAUUCGUAUUAUUUUAUAAAAUGACUUUUUUAUUACUUUUUUUUUAACUAAGCAAGAAAUAUAAAUGAUAUUGUUUUGUAACAUAUUUUUUUUUACAUAACGAAGAAACCUCUUGCUACUUUGGCAACGUGGACAUAUUUAUUUUAAUAUGUAAAAUGCUAUUUAUAAGGGCUGACCAGAGAACCAUACCUAUGUCUUUGUAAAGUUGUAUAUGCUGCUCAUUUGGAUGGGUUAUCCUGAUGGUCACUUCUGCCUGGGAGAGGGCUAAGGGUGGUGUUGACAAAUUUUUAUUAAUUAGACUUCUGUGUUCCCCUUGCAGUGUUCCUUGUUAUUGUUUCUCUGAUGAAGAGGUUGUAACAUGAGGUUUAAGUACAGAGACUUUCACCCGGCACCUGAUGUUUGCAGACUUCCACAGCAUUUUUGGCUUGACUGUGAUUUCCCAGGUACUCCAGGGCACUCGAUUGAAUGGUGCAGGGAGAUCUGGCUUUGCAGUAAAGGCCUGUCUUCCAGUGAGGGAAAUGUUUGAUCAGACUGUCAGAAGCAUUUGGAACAGAAAAGACAGCACAAGACAAGCAUCAACGUAUUUCUCUUCUUGUAGUCAUUUGGGAACACACCCACUUCAGCACAGAGAAUCCCCUUUGAUGGUAGGGGAGGAGAGCAAGUGAGGGAUUGGGAAUUCGUAGAAGAGACCGUUCCUGGGGUGGGACCUUCCCCCUGCAGCACAGGGUGUGGGGAGACUUGCAUGAGGAGUAUGGCUUACUCCCUGCUGCAGGAGGUCCUGGACCAACUGUGUGUGGUUAUGCAAUGUGUAGGCCACAAAGAAUUCGGGCCUUUUUUUAGAAAAAUUCCCUGCACUUUCAAGAUGGGCCUUACGAGGUUAGAAUGGUGGUGCUGUUUGUGAGAUCCCUUGUCUUGGGUAAGUAAACCCCAAGAAUGAACCAAACCACAGCCCUUUGGUUCCUUUUCAAGGGCUUCAGGAAAAGUUGGGCAGGAACACAGAGGGAAUCAGCUGUCCUGCUGAGCGUGAUGGGAUUAGCACACACUGAAGAUAAAAAAGUAGCUAAAGAGAAAAUGAAUGAUACUGCCAGCAGAACUGAAAAGCGGGAAAACAUCAGUGGAGUUUCCCUAUGAUCAGUUUGGUGAUUGCUGAUAUCCUUUAUGUUUUAAUGACUUGAGUAUAAAAGUGAAAUUGUCCUGAUUACGUUUUUCAUCUGUUUUCUGCUGUGCAGAAGCCACUGACAAAAGGGCAAGGCUGGAAGAAUUCAGUACCAAGUGUUUGUGCUCUAAGAUCUUGCAACUAGAUGAGGUUUUUUGUCUCAGAGGAGAAGUGGCUGUGGUCCAUCUGAUGCACUGCUCUGCUGGUGUGAUUUUGGGAACCUUUGCCUUCUGCCAGCACUGCCUUCAGCACUGAGGGCUCUCCAGAGGGCACUACUUCUCAUGGGAAAGCAGAAGCCAAGCAGCAGGACCAGCUCUGCCCCCCCAGCAUCACCAAUUGGUCACAGAGUGUAGGGCAAGGGGGGAUGUGUCCUCAGGUGGACUGUGACAUGGAGUGACCCUGUGCUCUCUGCUGGUCCCUGGGCAGGUAGUAAGUGAUGACCAGGAUAUGCCACAAUACAGUCAGUAACACACUGCCAAUGAGGCCUGGAAAACUUCUAGAGGUGAAGAGAGAGGAAGGGCAAGACUUUUGGGGGAAAACCUCAUCACCUGGAGCUCCUCAGCUCUCCUGCUGCAUUUCCUGGUUGUUGUGAUGUUAACUGUGCAACUUCCACCCCAAAUGAAUACAGGUUUUGUACUUUUAGCACCAGAGGUCUUAAGGAAAAUGGGAGGGACUUGAAUGAAAGAGACACUGAGGUUACAAGACAGUGUCAAAACUGAAGGUAGGCACAUUUUAUCCUAAGAGCCACAAAAACUGUACUGUUCUUAUGUGAACUGUUCCAUAAAGUUAUCCUGCUUCCACACUGGGAUUAACACUGCAGAUGAGGAGUCAGCAAUGCUGCCGUGGGGUAAGGGAGGAAUUUUUCUACUCUGCUGUGGUUUUCAUUUUUCCCAUUCUAAAACUACAUCAGAAAUUUUCUUCCGGGCUUUUAGAGUUAGAAUUAAGAGACUUCUGGGUAGAGACAAAGUUUCGGGCGUUGUGUGCCAGGCAGGCUCCCUGUGGAAGCUUUGAUCCCACAGGACGGAGGGUUUGACACUAUAUAUUGAAAUCUGUAUUCCAAAACAGAGCUAAGAAUAUCAAAGCAAUUUUUUUUUUUU